AUGUUGACAGUCACCAACGACAUAAUGGACUACGUUAGUGCUCUAGAACGACCUGAAGUCGAAGACCUCUGCAGUAGCUCAGGCGAGGAGAUAGAUGCAAAUCAAGACGAGAUCACCAGCAGGGAGGAGAUCGAGAUAGAGGAAGAUCAAUACGAAAUCGCCAACGAAGUGAACAAGGAGAUGGAGGAAGAUCCAGAAGUAACCGCCAGCAUAGGGGACGAGGAGAUAGAGGAAGUUCCAAAAAAAAUUGCCCGCAAAGUGUCCAAGGAGGAAAGGGUCAAGCGUGCCAGGAUGUUGCAGCACUUUGGUGCGAUUCCCGGAGUACCUAUUGGAGCCACUUGGAUGUAUCGCAAAGAUUGUUAUGCUGCUGGUGUCCACCGCCAUAUGCAGGCUGGAAUACAAGGUAGUAAGAUAUCGGGUGCUUGUUCGAUCGUCGUUUCGGGUCGAUACGAUGAUGACAAGGAUUUGGGCGACACGAUCGUCUAUGUAGGCGCAGGGGGUGGCCUCGAUAAUGACGGCUGGCCUAAACGUCCAGGCCCGCAGGUUUCUGACCAGGACUGGAUGGGUUGGGGAAAUAGAGCACUUCUUAAAUCUUGUGAGACAGGCAAGCCCGUACGCGUCGUCCGGAGCUCGAAGUUUGUUUCUGACUUUGCGCCCUACAAUGGCUACCGGUAUGAUGGCUUGUACACCGUUACACAUGUACAGUCAUUUCCGUACCUAUAG
Molecule: messenger RNA, 723 nt
Organism: Suillus subalutaceus
Lineage: Eukaryota; Fungi; Basidiomycota; Agaricomycetes; Boletales; Suillaceae
Product: PUA-like domain-containing protein
Exons: 7
Coding region: 1-723 (240 amino acids)
Biological process (GO): protein ubiquitination; negative regulation of gene expression via chromosomal CpG island methylation
Molecular function (GO): ubiquitin protein ligase activity
Source: RefSeq, a predicted model, not a curated record